Clarias gariepinus (North African catfish) is the source of this 3564-nucleotide messenger RNA. RefSeq names its product P450 (cytochrome) oxidoreductase b (gene porb). NCBI's taxonomy places the organism in Eukaryota, Metazoa, Chordata, Actinopteri, Siluriformes, Clariidae. Gene Ontology annotation, cellular component: cytosol. Gene Ontology annotation, biological process: response to hormone. The transcript is spliced from 15 exons. Bases 470 to 2374 code for a protein of 634 amino acids. Gene Ontology annotation, molecular function: NADPH-hemoprotein reductase activity; flavin adenine dinucleotide binding; FMN binding. The record is from RefSeq and is a predicted model, not a curated record.
CUUUUCCUUCAGCUUCUUCAGUGACGCAGGAAAUGAGCACUGUGCGCUCACUCGCUUCCUCUAUGGCUGCUGAGAUUGUGGAGCUCUUUUUUUGUCAAAAGACUCAACUAGUCUUUAUUUCUGGAUUUUGUUCAUGACAUCAUCCCUAUUGUGGAAUACUGGGACAAUUCCUUUGAGAGCAUAUGCUUGCAUGACUUUUUUUUUUUUUUUUUUUGAAUCCUCAACUGAAAAACUCUUUGCUCAGAUUGCAGCUGCCAUGCCAGUGUUGUACAUCUCCUAUUUUCAGGAUCCAGCUUCAUUGUCUUCGAGGUCUUAAGUAUACUUUUAGGAGACAUUUUUUCUGUGUCAGCAUGAGGAAACUGACAUACACAUUAAAUGUCAGCUUUGAUCUUGGGAAAUUUUAGUUCCCGUUUGAGUUGUUUUUAUUGUUGGAGUUUCUCGUGUGGACUUAUCAGGGCACUUUAAGACUAUGGGUUGCGUGUUUAGCUUACCUGAGGAACGACUGGCCGCUGCUAACAGGCCAGCAGCUGCCAGGGACACCAGUUUCAUUGAAAAAAUGAAGAAAACAGGCAAGAAUAUAGUAGUGUUCUACGGCUCACAAACUGGCACUGCUGAAGAAUUUGCCAACAGGCUCUCUAAAGACGCCCAGCGUUAUGGCAUGAAGGGUAUGGCAGCAGAUCCAGAGGAAUAUGAUAUGAAUGAACUUUCUCGUUUAAAAGAAAUCGACAACUCUCUGGCUAUCUUUUGCAUGGCCACAUAUGGAGAGGGGGACCCCACAGAUAACUCCCAGGACUUUUAUGACUUGCUACAGGAGGGAGACCUUGACUUGGAUGGAGUCAAAUUCACGGUGUUUGCACUUGGCAAUAAAACGUAUGAGCAUUAUAAUGCCAUGGGCAAAUAUGUGGACAAAAGGUUAGCCGAGCUUGGUGCCCAGAGGAUCUUUGACCUUGGCAUGGGAGACGACGAUGGCAACCUUGAGGAGGACUUUGUGUCAUGGAGAGAGCAGUUCUGGCCAGCUGUGUGUGAACACUUUGGUGUUGAGCCUACUGGCGAAGAGUCCAGCAUUCGUCAGUAUGAGCUGAAGGUCCACGAAGACUUAAACAUGAAUAAGGUUUACACCGGUGAACUGGGACGCUUAAAGAGCUUUGAAAACCAGAAACCGCCAUUUGAUGCUAAGAACCCUUUCCUUGCUCCUGUCACUGUUAACCGCAAACUUAACAAAGGAGGUGACCGUCACUUGAUGCAUUUGGAGCUGGACAUCACAGGGUCUAAGAUCAGGUACGAGUCAGGAGACCACGUGGCUGUGUUUCCCACCAAUGACUCCAGCAUUGUGAACAAACUGGGAGAAGUCCUCGGCGUAGACCUUGAUAUCAUUAUCUCACUAAACAACCUUGACGAGGAGUCCAACAAGAAACAUCCAUUCCCAUGCCCUACCACGUACCGCACAGCCCUGACACAUUACCUGGACAUCACCAACCCACCACGCACCAAUGUUCUUUAUGAGCUCGCUCAGUAUGCCUCCGACCCCAAAGACCAGGAAAACAUGCGCAAGAUGGCGUCCUCGUCACCUGAGGGCAAGGCACUGUACCAGAACUGGGUCUUGGACUCGUGUCGGAAUAUUUUGGCCAUCCUAGAAGACCUGCCAUCCCUCCGGCCACCCAUUGACCACCUGUGUGAGCUUUUGCCCCGUCUGCAGGCUCGUUAUUACUCCAUUGCUUCCUCCUCCAAGGUUCAUCCCAACAGCAUCCACAUCUGUGCCGUAGUGGUCGAGUACAGGACCAAAACGAACCGCAUCAACAAGGGUGUCGCUACAAAUUGGCUUAAGAGCAAAUUGCCCACUGACAACGGAUGCAAAGCCACUGUACCCAUGUACAUCCGCAAAUCACAAUUCCGUCUACCCUUCAAGGCCAGCAACCCAGUCAUCAUGAUUGGACCCGGCACAGGCAUUGCCCCAUUCAUGGGCUUCAUUCAGGAGCGCUCCUGGCUUAAAACACAAGGUAAGGAUGUGGGAGAGACUGUUCUGUAUUUCGGCUGCCGUCAUAAAGCCGAAGACUAUUUGUACCAGGAAGAGCUGGAGGCGUUUGAAAAGGCAGGAGCAUUGACUCGACUCAGUGUGGCUUUCUCUCGGGACCAGGAGCAUAAGAUAUAUGUGCAGCAUCUCCUGACGAAGAACAAGGAAGAAGUCUGGAGACAGAUACACUCAGAGAAUGCGCACAUCUACAUCUGCGGAGAUGCGCGUAACAUGGCGAGGGACGUACAGACUGCUUUCUACGAGAUAGCUGAGGAACUCGGUGGCAUGACCCGCACCCAGGCUACAGAUUACAUCAAGAAACUGAUGACCAAAGGACGCUACUCGCAGGACGUCUGGAGUUAAAGAGCCUCCCUAACCUCUUCACAUGUCCUUUGAGUUUUUAAUAAUUUGGAGGACUGCUUUAGAUCGAAUAUUUUUGGAACUUGGUAAAGGACAAACAGGCACACAUACACUUAGUCCCUAAAUGAAGUUCAUAGCAGGUGCUCAUGUACUGACUCUGUCUCUACAGAUUUACUCAGUGUACAUAGAUACGAUUUCAAACUGUGCGUUGUAACAUGUCGACCCAGAUACUCAGCUGUCACACAUGUAGUAGGCUCGCUGUAAUUCAAACAGUGCAGUUCACUGGUAUGUUUUUCUUAGAAUAUAAUGUUGAUGGAGAGCUACUCAAGGUAUUGUUUAAGCUCAUGCAUAGACUUUAUAUUUAGAAUCAAGUGAAAAAUAACUAAUUGGCACUAGGAACUGUCUUAAGUGGCCUAUUAUUGCCCCAACCAUCAGCAGGCAUACUUGUUUAAUAACUGUAGAUGGUGGUGGUGGUGAUGAAGGCCCAUUCAGUUAGAGCUAUGCACUUGAUGCUAUCUGUAAUGUAGCCAACAUGCAGAAAAUGGCUGUACUUUGCAUAGUCAACUGUAAAGAAGAUAAUACAGGGCAUCAAAUAAUAAAUGAUAUCCUUUUCUUGCUAAAAUCAUGUCUCUUUUUUUUUUUUUUUUGUCCACGUUUUAGUAGCAGUGUUUCUCAAGUGUCAGACAAUGGAAUUUAAAGUUCUGUUAUCCUUGUUUUACUUGUAUGAAGCAUUUUACCUCCUUUCAUUUUUCCUUUUAAUACAUUGUGAAAAUGUGUAUCAUGUCAGUUAUAUGUGAAUAAAAAUGUGUACGGUUAUAAGUAGGACAUUCCCACCUAGAAUUUUAGUGUAAUUAAUGCAAAUUAUCUUUCUCAAUGCUUAAUGUCAAAACUAUUCCUAACCUCAUUUUUAAACAUCCACUUACAAACUGUAAGGGACUGUCUGUGUUUGUUUACUAGUCAACUUGUGCCUUAUUGAAAGCGUUUCUUGCCUUGUCAUUAUAAAUGAAAUUUGCAGAUCAGAAUUGCUUAUAAUGAUUGUAUUAUUUUGGAAGAGAAUAUGCUCAUGUAAAUGCGUACUGUUGCUGUUACUUAUUUUUGCCAGCAUCAUACAGUUUUAUAUGCAACUAAGGUUUCCUAUAGUAUUGCUACCUAAGCAUGUCUUUUUAAAUUAAUAAAAUUGACAUUUAAUUUCA